Messenger RNA from Elephantulus edwardii (Cape elephant shrew), 1572 nucleotides. RefSeq names its product leucine rich repeat containing 31 (gene LRRC31). The record is from RefSeq and is a predicted model, not a curated record. Gene Ontology annotation, molecular function: protein binding. NCBI's taxonomy places the organism in Eukaryota, Metazoa, Chordata, Mammalia, Macroscelidea, Macroscelididae.
AUGACUAAGAAUAACAGAAGAAUAAUCGAUGCCUUCAACUAUGGUGUGGAAGAAAGCAAAUUCUUCCUUUUUUAUUAUGAUACAGCUAAACCUCAGACUCUCUUCUCAGAAAUGGAAGCGGAAUCGAGAUCAGAGAAAAAUGAGCAUUUCCUGCAGAAGCUGGGCAAAAAAGCUGUCAACAAAUGUCUGAACCUGAGUAACAGCAGGUUAACCACGGAGGACGUGAGGGAGUUGGUUGCCUUGCUUCCUUUGCUCCCAGACUUGGAAGAACUGGAUAUUUCCUGGAAUGACUUUGUCGGUGGAAGCCUCCACCUAAUCACCCAGCAAAUGCAUCUCGUCAGCAAGUUAAAAAUCCUGAGACUGGGCAGUUGCGGACUCACCCCUGAUGACGUUGGAGCCCUAGGAGAAGCACUUAAAGCCCUACCUGAACUUACGGAGCUAAAUUUGUCCUGGAACAGAAAAGUUGGAGGACACUUGGCUCUAAUCCUCCAGAAAUUCCAAGAAGGAAGCGUGAUUCAAAGCCUUGAACUUGUAGGUUGUGCUCUCACACUGCAGGAUGGGACUUUUAUUGGACAAUUACUACCUAUGCUUCAAAAUCUUGAAGUCCUUGAUCUCUCCAUUAACAUAAACAUCAACGGCAGUCUAAACAGUAUUGCUCAGGGAUUAAAAAAGACCUCAAAUCUCAAAGUCUUGAAAUGUCAUGCGUGUGGACUCUCACGGGACAGUAUCAAAACAUUGGACACUGUUUUUCCACACUUGGACCAUCUCCGGCAGCUCGACCUUUCCUGCAACAAGGAUCUGGGUGGAGGUUUUGAAGACUCCUCAGCUCAGGUGCUGUUGAGUCACCUGCAGGCUCUGCGUCUCCACCAGUGUUCAAUGACAGCCGGGGACAUGGUGUCGCUCACCCAUGUUAUUCCCUUACUCUCGAAUCUUCAAGAACUGGAUCUAUCAGCCAACAGAAAGAUAGGUGGGUCUUCAGAGCACCUACUGGGCAGGCUCCGGGUUUUACCAGCUUUGAAGUCUUUACUACUCAGCAACUGUGCUUUGGAUAAGGAAGCCUUUACAGCUCUCGCUGAAGCCUCCGUGUACCUCCCUGCUCUGGAAAUACUCGACCUUUCUUGGAAUAAAUGUGUUGGUGGCAACCUGGAGCAGCUUCUGGAAGCACUAACACUUUCGACGUCCCUGCAGGCUCUGAAGCUGAGCAGCUGUUCUCUGGCGACGGAAGACGUGACUGUCUUGGCAUCGUUGAUGCAAACAGGUCGUCUGGCCAAAUUGCACACACUUGAUUUGAGCUAUAAUGACAGCAUCUGUGACACAGGGUGGACCAUCGUCUGCCAGAAUGUGCAGUUCCUCCGAGACCUGACUGAGCUGGACAUCAGCCUUCGGCCAUCCAACUAUCAGGAUUGUGGACAAUGGUUUGGGCACUUGUUAGGUGCCGUGGCCAAACUUUCUACAAUCACUGAGAUAGGUAUGAAAAGAUGGGUUCUCUCAACUUCGCAGGAAGAAGAACUCAAAAUCUUCAACCAGGGUCACAAGAGAACCAUUCAUUUUGACCACGAUGGAUUUUGUUAA